This is a messenger RNA of Ziziphus jujuba (common jujube), 786 nucleotides long. Its product is annotated as putative disease resistance protein RGA1. Bases 1 to 786 code for a protein of 261 amino acids. NCBI's taxonomy places the organism in Eukaryota, Viridiplantae, Streptophyta, Magnoliopsida, Rosales, Rhamnaceae. Gene Ontology annotation, biological process: defense response to fungus. The transcript has 2 exons. The record is from RefSeq and is a predicted model, not a curated record. Gene Ontology annotation, molecular function: ADP binding.
AUGGCCGAAGGAGUUGUGUCUAAUGUUGUGUCUUCCAUCAUACUAAAGGUGGGAUCUCAAGCUUUCAAAGAGAUUGGAAAGUUUUGGGGUCUCAAAGAGGAGUUUGAGAAGCUUGGGAAAACAAUGGAGGUGCUGGUAGCUGCAAUUCUUGAUGCAGAAGAGAAACGGGUCAGUAACAAUCUAGUCAAAGUCUGGCUUGGGAGGCUUGAAGAUGCAGUUGGAGAUAUUGAUAACUUGUUGGACGAAUUUCAAACUGAAGCUUUGGGGCGUCAACUGAUGUCUGGGAACAGAAUGACUAAAAAGGUACGAGUUUUCUUCUCAAACUCAAACCAAAUUGCUUUUCGUUUAAAGAUGGUUCGUAAGUUAGAAAAAAUUAAGGAGACACUUAAAGAUAUUAAGGAAGAUAGCACCUUAGAAGUUAUUGGGAGGGAUGAUGAUAAAAUGAAAAUUGUUGAACUUUUGUUGGGUUGUGGUUCUGAUCAAGAUAAGGAUAAUGUUUCAUUGCUUCCCAUAGUCCGUAUUGGUGGACUAGGAAAAACAACACUUGCUCAGUUAGUUUUCAAUCAUAAGAUGGUUGAGAAACAUUUUGAACCGCAAAUCUGGGUUUGCAUAUCUGAUGCGUUUGACCUUAAAAUAAUUCUUGAGAAAAUGUUUAAAUCAGUAGAUGGUUCUGUACAACAAGGCCUUGAGCUAGAUCAGCUGCAAAAGUCUCUCCGUAAAAAGCUAAGUGGAAAGAGAUAUCUUCUUGUAUUAGAUGAUAUGUGGAAUGAAGAUAGGGAAAAAUGA